CAGAAGCAGUCCGCAUAAAGUUCCCACCAGGCACCAGAGAACAGAGUGUGCGUAGUUUGACAAUUACUGUCCUCGAUAGAAGGCAUUAUUUACGGAUAGAGACGUGAUGCACCUUUGCGCAUUACGCGCUGUUUGUGGCUAAGGCAUUCCAAUGGCUGAGGAGAUGGAAGACUUAAACCAAAGCGGAAUAAUAAACAAGUCGUUAACGGAUGAAGACCGUUUCCGAAGCUUGGAAGACAUCGAUGUCGAUGGAAGUCCCGUUUUGAGAUUUUUGAUCUCGAUCACCUACUCGAUUGUAUGCGCUGUGGGUCUAGUUGGAAAUUUACUUGUCUUGUUCUUCAUCAAAGUACGAAAAGAGAGGCGCAAGUCUAAAAUAAACUUUUUCAUACUUAAUCUAGCUGCUACGGACUGCCAGUUUGUUCUAACUCUGCCUUUUUGGGCUGUGGACACUGCGCUGGACUUCAGCUGGCCAUUUGGAGAUGCCAUGUGCAAGAUUGUGCUCUCCGUCACCGUCAUGAACAUGUACGCAAGUGUGUUUUUCCUGACUGCAAUGAGCGUUACUCGGUACUGGUCGGUUGCCUCUGCGCUGAAAGACCGAACCCGAAAGAGAUCUUGUUCGGUGAAAUGGGUCUGUGUGGCGCUUUGGGUUCUGGCCACUGUAGCCACAGCACCAACGGCUAUUUUUUCAACUGUCACAAAUGUCGCUGGAGAAAAACUCUGUCUCCUGAAGUUUCCAGAGGGACAGUACUGGCUGGCUGUCUAUCAUCUACAGAAAAUUUUAAUAGCUUUUAUCAUACCUAUGGUUAUCGUUUCAGUCAGUUACUUGAUGUUAGUGAGACUCAUUCGGCGUUGCAGUAUGAAGAAUAGUUCGAGACGAAUAACGCAAGUAACCAAAUCAGUCACCAUUGUCGUUCUGUCCUUCUUUCUCUGCUGGAUGCCCAAUCAUGCUAUUACAUUCUGGGGUGUUCUAGUGAAAUUUAACGUUGUCUAUUGGGAUAAAACAUACUAUAUGGUUCACACUUACAUAUUCCCAGUUACAGUAUGCCUUGCCCAUGCCAACAGCUGUUUAAACCCAAUUAUUUACUGUCUCAUGCGGAAGGAGUUCAGGAAAAAACUAAAGGAUUUGGUCUCUCUGAAAUGAACGAUAUUAUUUGUGCCUGGAAUUGUGAUGCAUUUGAUCUCUGUCUCUGUCUCUCUUCUCUCUGGCAUUGAAAUAAAUUUGGUAAGGCCUGAGCAAAUACACAUGUUUGUAUUGGUAUAGUAUGUAUUACAUACUAUUACAUAGUAUGUAUUUGUGUGGUGCAUGUGUUGAGACUAUGGCUGAAAGUAUAAAAAGCAGAAUAUGCUGUGAAAGAAAAUAUAAUUGGAUUGAAAUAGUUUUAAGUUAUAAUAUCUGAUGCAUCUCAUGUAUAAGGUGGCAUACAUUGUCAUUCAUGCUGACUUUUGUGAUGACCAUACCACAAUAUGACAAAACACUUCAGUAACCUUUAUCAAGAUGGAUCCUUUUACAAGAAAUCAUCAUGAAGCUGAGCCGUGGUUAACCACCAGUAAUUACCAGUACAUCUGAGUCAUUUGCCAUGGGUUAAUUUACAUUUCGCUUGGCAUUCAGCUUCAAGCAGCCAACUGUAUGUGUUUGUGUUUGUAUGUAAAUAUACUGUAUUAAAGUGUAAAAACAAUGUAAUGCUCUCUGCCGAUCCUGUUGCUUACAUUUGAUCAAUUCAACAUGUUUUAAACAUUCAACAUGUCAACAUGUGUUAGUGUCUAUGUUAAAUGUAUAUGGUUAUGUACAUGAGUAUUAUAUGUAUACAUUUUAUUGUCUGCAUUUGUUCUUCUGUUUUUCCUUUUAUCAGUCGUUUUAGUCAUCAAAGGUGUGUGACAUGAAAGUGUUGUGAAUCAGCCUCAUUUUUUGUAAAUGUACAUACUGCGUACUUCUUGAAGGAUUAGAAUUCAAUGAAAGCCUGUCUAGAUGCCUUUUGCCUAUCACCAGGUGUGAAAUGUUAAUGUUUGUAGAACAGCAUGUGUCCAAGCCUCUGAAGGACUUCCCAGGAAAGGGGGUAGUUUUAAUUAAAAGACAAUAGAAGCUGACCAGACCUGAUGAAGGCCUAAUCCUCAUCCUCCCUUUCUAUUGCAUAUUCAAACUGGGUUGGACCUAGAGGUCACUCCUUCUCUAUGUGUGUAACUUUAAAUAUGGUAGACUGCUUCUGUAUAGUCAGAGAAUACUGAGAAUCUGGUGAAAUCCAUGAUGGGGUGAAACAAACAUGUACUUCUCUCCCUUGAGGGCCACUGGCCCCUCAUUGAAAAGAAUAAA
Messenger RNA from Alosa alosa (allis shad), 2308 nucleotides. It is a transcript of the gene rxfp3.3a1, whose product is annotated as relaxin family peptide receptor 3.3a1. Gene Ontology annotation, biological process: G protein-coupled receptor signaling pathway; immune response. The transcript has a single exon. The record is from RefSeq and is a predicted model, not a curated record. Gene Ontology annotation, cellular component: membrane. Gene Ontology annotation, molecular function: G protein-coupled receptor activity. NCBI's taxonomy places the organism in Eukaryota, Metazoa, Chordata, Actinopteri, Clupeiformes, Clupeidae. Bases 152 to 1141 code for a protein of 329 amino acids.